Medicago truncatula (barrel medic) is the source of this 1898-nucleotide messenger RNA. Its product is annotated as UTP--glucose-1-phosphate uridylyltransferase. Gene Ontology annotation, biological process: UDP-alpha-D-glucose metabolic process. NCBI's taxonomy places the organism in Eukaryota, Viridiplantae, Streptophyta, Magnoliopsida, Fabales, Fabaceae. The record is from RefSeq and is a predicted model, not a curated record. The transcript has 21 exons. Gene Ontology annotation, molecular function: UTP:glucose-1-phosphate uridylyltransferase activity. The coding region runs from base 186 to 1598 and encodes 470 amino acids.
GGUUUAUGUCUAAAUAUAAACUGAGUGACAAUAGCGUUUUGUUUUCGUGUCAAUUUCUUACAGCAAGAUAUCACCCUUAAACACCACACCUUCUCUUCAUUCACUCAUUCAUCACCUUCUUCUCGCUCUCUUCUCUCCACACACACAUUUGCAUCUUCCUUUCUCUCUAGAAUCUUCCAUCGCCAAUGGCUACCGCUACCGAAACCAAUCUCGCCAAUCUCAAAUCCGCUGUUACUGGAUUGGAUCAAAUCAGCGAGAAUGAGAAAACCGGAUUCAUCAACCUCGUUUCUCGUUACCUCAGUGGUGAAGCGCAGCAUGUAGAAUGGAGUAAGAUCCAGACGCCAACUGAUGAAGUUGUUGUGCCUUAUGAUACUUUGGCGCCAACUCCUGCUGGUUCGUCGGAUAUAAAGAAUCUUUUGGAUAAGCUUGUGGUGUUGAAGCUUAAUGGAGGCUUGGGGACAACUAUGGGUUGCACUGGUCCAAAAUCCGUCAUUGAAGUUCGUGAUGGGUUGACAUUUUUAGAUUUGAUUGUCGUCCAAAUCGAGAAUCUCAAUUCCAAAUAUGGAAGCAACGUUCCUUUGCUUUUGAUGAACUCAUUCAACACCCAUGACGACACUCAAAAGAUUAUUGAAAAGUACCAAAACCAUAAUAUUGAGAUCCAUACAUUUAACCAGAGCCAGUAUCCUCGAUUGGUUGUUGAUGACUUUUCGCCAUUGCCUUCCAAAGGGAACACCGGCAAGGAUGGGUGGUACCCUCCUGGCCAUGGAGACGUCUUCCCAUCAUUAUCGAACAGUGGAAAACUUGAUGCACUAUUAUCACAGGGUAAAGAGUACGUGUUUGUUGCCAAUUCAGAUAACUUGGGAGCUAUAGUUGACUUGAAAAUUUUAAACCAUCUGAUCGAGCACAAGAAUGAAUAUUGUAUGGAGGUUACUCCCAAAACAUUGGCUGAUGUUAAGGGCGGCACUUUGAUUUCUUAUGAAGGAAGGGUUCAGCUCCUGGAAAUUGCCCAAGUCCCAGAUGAACACGUCGGCGAAUUCAAGUCAAUAGAGAAAUUCAAAAUUUUCAACACAAAUAAUUUGUGGGUGAACUUGAAAGCAAUCAAAAGACUUGUCGAAGCUGAUGCUCUUAAGAUGGAGAUUAUUCCCAAUCCAAAGGAAGUUGAUGGAGUAAAAGUUCUUCAGCUGGAAACUGCAGCUGGUGCAGCAAUAAGGUUCUUUGACAAGGCUAUUGGGAUUAAUGUUCCUCGAUCCCGGUUCCUUCCUGUGAAGGCAACUUCAGAUUUGCUUCUUGUCCAGUCAGACCUCUACACCUUGGAAGAUGGAUCUGUCAUCAGAAACACAGCUAGGGCUAAUCCUGAAAACCCUUCCAUUGAACUGGGGCCAGAAUUUAAGAAGGUUAGCAACUUCUUGAGCCGCUUCAAGUCAAUUCCUAGUAUUGUUGAGCUUGACAGUCUAAAAGUGGCUGGCGAUGUGUCGUUUGGAGCUAGUGUCAUCCUCAAGGGGAAAGUCAGUAUCGUAGCGAAAUCUGAUGUAAAGCUGGAAAUUCCCGACGGAGCCGUAAUUGAAAACAAGGAAAUUAAUGGCCCAGAGGACCUGUGAAGAAACUAAUGAGUUUACAAUGACUGUAUACAGUCAUGGCAAUCUUAUGUUAUUUCAAUUAUGUAUUAUUGAAGUUUGGUAGAAUAGGGAAAUAAGAAGGCACUUUUUGUUGGGAGUGUUUCAGUAUGGAGCCUUGCUAGUUGUCUUGUGAUUAAGGUCGGCUAUGAGUUCUUCCCAUUACAUAAGUUUUCAUGCCAUUUUGUGUAACAACGUUAUCCAUCUGAUUUUGUCAUCUUUUCUGUAAGCAGUAUAAUGCAUUCUCUUGCUAUAAGUUGUUUAAUAUUUUUAUUUUUUUGAGAA